This is a messenger RNA of Erigeron canadensis, 534 nucleotides long. RefSeq lists its product as uncharacterized. The record is from RefSeq and is a predicted model, not a curated record. Bases 138 to 383 code for a protein of 81 amino acids. The transcript is spliced from 2 exons. Lineage: Eukaryota; Viridiplantae; Streptophyta; Magnoliopsida; Asterales; Asteraceae.
UCUAGGAGCAAUCUAACACCACAUAAGCCAAUUCAUUCAAAACAUUUUACAAACCUAAGUUUCUAUUUCCAAUUUACUUGCAUUAUUUAUGAAAUGAAGUUUAUGGUCUUGCAUUCCAUUUAGGAAGUCCAGAAAAUAUGAAGGCAUCAAAACCAGAUGUGAAACAAGAAAAUGAGAAAAUGAAUCAAACGGCCUCAACCACAGGACAAACGCAACAAGAACAAAGGGUGGUUGAGGCUUCGCAACAACCUCAACCACCGACCAACACUGCCCCUAUUGCCAACACCAAAGGAGUUGCCACUAGCGGUGCUAUUUUAGAGAAUGCCGCCGCUUCUGUUUCAUCUGCCCUUCAGUCUGCGAGGGAGGUUAUUUCAAAAAAUUAGUCACAUCCAUGGACUUCUAUUUUUUAUUAGUUCAUUUGAUCUUUUGUUUAAUUCGUUUUAUAUGUUUAUCUAUCUUUAUUUCUUCUUCAAUAUUCUUUAAAAAUGUACAGUUUUAUGCCGUAUUAGUUUAAGAUACAUAAUUUUUACCGUU